CCGCCUUAUCUUGGAAAAUUUAAUUUUUUCCAAUGGAGUAUUUUUACAAUUGGAAGUUUUUGUUUACAAAUUUGUUGACAUGGCAAGCGAUAAAACCCUAAAGAGAAAAGCUAUAACGAACAAGAGGGUUCAAAAGAAGCCAAGAAAAAGAAAGGAAAGUUACAGCACUUAUAUUUAUAAAAUUUUGAAACAAGUGCAUCCUGAUGUUGGCAUGUCAAACGAAUCGAUGAAAAUCAUGAAUUCGUUUGUAUUGGAUGUAUUUGAUCGCAUAGCUGGCGAAGCACAUAAGUUAGCGGCUGACAACAAUAGUCAAACUGUAUCUGCUAAAGAAAUACAAACAGCUGUCACAUUAUUGCUACCUGGAGAACUCGCAAGGCAUGCUGUGAGUGAAGGUUCAAAGGCAGUUAGCAAAUACAAAAUGUCAAAGUAAAUUAUUUAAAUGUUUAACAAAAAGGCUUUAUUAAAAGCCACAAAUUUUUAAAAAACUUGAAGAAGGCUUUUUUAGUCAUAGUUUUGCAUUAGCAUACGAUCAAAUUUAGCGCAAGGGUUGGAAGUGCUUUUAUGUCAGCCCUGUUUUCAUUGCUUGUUAGCUGAAUUUUUAUUUUUGGGACAAACCUCGUUCCCAAGGUAUUUUCUUUUUGACUAACUUAACAGCGGCGAAUUGUUGGCCAAGUGGUCCUGGAAACGAAGAUAUCUCUGGGAACGAGCUGGAAGGUACAACUUCUCGAAUUUAUUUUCUUUGAGGAUGGCGCUGCAUUUGUUAACGAUUCUACUGGAUAAUAAAAUAGAUUCAAGAUAUCUCUGCCACUUUUUAAUCUGAUAGAUCUUAGAAGUAUCACUGCUUAUUUUAAGGGUAAACUUUUUAGCUCUUUUUGCGAUUUUUUUGUUGAUUUUUCUACUAGUAUUUUUUCUUGUUUUUAUCAUUAUUUGAGUUAGCAGUCUUGUGAUUAAUAUCUUGCACAUGUGAUAUAUUUCAUUAUUUCCCAAAGUUGGCUUAAGAUGGAUUUAUUUAACAAGGCGCUUUAUUAAUUAAAAAAAUCUUUGCAACUGCCUAAAAAAAUUAAUUCCAUAGAACGAACGGUCAUG
Hydractinia symbiolongicarpus is the source of this 1086-nucleotide messenger RNA. Its product is annotated as late histone H2B.L4-like. Bases 80 to 430 code for a protein of 116 amino acids. Gene Ontology annotation, cellular component: nucleosome. The transcript has a single exon. NCBI's taxonomy places the organism in Eukaryota, Metazoa, Cnidaria, Hydrozoa, Anthoathecata, Hydractiniidae. Gene Ontology annotation, molecular function: protein heterodimerization activity; DNA binding; structural constituent of chromatin. The record is from RefSeq and is a predicted model, not a curated record. Gene Ontology annotation, biological process: nucleosome assembly.